Molecule: messenger RNA, 918 nt
Organism: Dovyalis caffra
Lineage: Eukaryota; Viridiplantae; Streptophyta; Magnoliopsida; Malpighiales; Salicaceae
Source: the annotation of a GenBank genome assembly
AUGAAAGGCAGCAAAGCUACUGUCGUCACACUUGCUGAGAAAUGCAAGAAUAUAAUUGCUUCCAAUUGGCAAGCUCAUCUUAAUACUGUCAAAGCUGAUGCCAAAGGAAGCAAGGAGGGCAUACACACUUCAAAAGUCAAGUACAUACUCAAGAGGGGGAAGCCAUAUCUCUGGGUUCCUGAAAAUGACAUGCACAAUGUUAACACAAUCAUUGAUGGGCGUGCUUCAUUAGCUGUUGCUAGUCCCUUUCCUGGGCCUGUGGCAAAAUUACUCAAAUUGAUGAAGAAGUUACCAGCAAGGAUUGCUCUAAGUGGGGAUGUAGUGCCUCUUAAGGAGGAAAAGGCACAUUUGGUUGCAGAAUGCCUUGAAGAAGUCAUGCUUUCUGAACGUAGGCAGAUUGAUGAGGCCUCCUAUACAGUGUCUGGUGUAUUAAGUUCUUCUAAUCUUAUUCGAAGGGAAAACUUUAAGGAGCUAUUGAAUGGUGGUGAAAAAUUCCAUAUUUAUAGAUUUAAUCUAAGUUCAUGCACGUUUCUUGAUGGCCAUGGACGCGCACUUGAAGUGGAUAUGGAAGCUAUGGAAGCAUCCAAAGCAGAUCCAUUAGCAUUUCUUUCUGCAAAGCUUAUUGAUGGCAUCAAUCAAAGUGAAUCAAGGCGUAGAGCUCUAGUACUUUUUUGUUUCAUACACAUGAAUGCAGAUGCAAGAGAAGCAUAUAUGCUCUCUGUUGAUCGCAAGGGAUUUGAUGUGCUGGCAAAAGUUCCUAGUCCACCAUCAAAGGAUGGCAUCAGUGGAUACCUAUGGAAAGAAUUCAGAUUCCCUUUCAAGGAAGAGGCACGUGAUGUUGAAACCUUUUGCCAUCAGCUUGUUAAAAUGGAAGAGGAGGCUGUCAGGAAGGUUUCUGGCUACAGCGGUUUAACAUGA